This is a messenger RNA of Xyrichtys novacula (pearly razorfish), 16426 nucleotides long. The record is from the annotation of a GenBank genome assembly. NCBI's taxonomy places the organism in Eukaryota, Metazoa, Chordata, Actinopteri, Labriformes, Labridae.
AGACACGCUGCCGCGCGCUUGCCCAGACGGCGGCCUGAAUGCAUGGGAUGAGCGCGGGACGGCAGAGGUACGCGCGAGAGCUUGGCCGGGCCACGUAGCUGGGCUGAAGACACCAAUGCGCAGGUAUUUCCACAGCCCGUUCCGCAUAUGAGUGUUUGGGUCCACCGUAUUUUGCACAAAGACUCGUUGACAGGGUCGUUUCUACAUGCACAUCCGCGAAUGUAAAGGGAGAGUCAGCGAGAGAAGUGCGCGUGCAACCCUGAAUCUGUGCAACUCUGAUUGCAUGAACGCAAGAGGGAGGUCGCUCUCGACGGAGGUAAGCAAGAAAACCGAUCACAAAUGUUUGAUAUGGCUCAAUUGUGACCAUUUACAUGCAUGACAUGCAUCACGGGUGUCGAGGGUUGCACGAGCGGGUCACCGGCUGCCGGUAGCCGAGACCACCGUGAGAAUUGUCCCUGAGGUGAGCUAGCCCUGACUUUGUGACAGAGUCGAGUUGAGGGGGUUUGUCAGUCCAGCAGGAUUGAGUUCAGAAAAGGCGCUUUUUAUUAUGCACCAGGAAAAAGAUACACCGAUAACAGUGCAAACCCUCCGACUUGUCGUCUAGCUCCAUGCGGGGUAAAUCACUGUCAUACUUCACUCUUCAAAGUGCAGUUUCGAAAUUAAGUGUAACAUUACUGCUACACAUCUGACGCUGAGGCUAGCUGGGAGCUAACUAGCCCUUAUCUGGGCGGUUUUCUGUCUAAAACAAGCGAAAGUCUUCUUUCUGCUGUUAGCCAAUACAUGUCAACAAAGAGGACCGGGAUGGUGCUGUUUCUGCACGGUAACAUGUUUCUCUGUGGCCACGGGACCCUGAACUGCUGUAAAACAUAUAAUGGCUGCACUGUGAGCUAAUAUAGCUAGGUUAGCUUGUCAUGUGUGUUCAGGUUAUUACCUUUGGAGUGCAGGGCUAGCUAGCUAAGUAGCCUAAGUUGGCUAGGCCUACAGUGUUACUGCUGUAACGUGUAUAAUGUUGCUUUUUUGUUUUAACCCCUUCUUUGCUAUUGUGCAGCAUUUACUCCUUGAAUUGUUCCUGAAAAUGUUUGUCUCUGAAAACGUAGCUCUUUAAAACAAAGUGACUCUGCACCAGGCUUUAUUUUAGUUGUGUAAGCCUAUAUUUUGUAUUAUGUUAGUUUUGCACAAAGUCAUCUCGUCUGCAAGAUUUAGGUAGCUUCAUGCAUCAGUAUUUUACAUAGAACAAUGCUGGAAGUUGUCAAGUCUUCACCUUUUUAUACAGGCAUGUCUGUGAGGAACUUUGCUGUCAGGUUUCUUCGUCUUUCUCUGUGCAGUGAUGACAUGAAAGAAGCUGGCAGAGCCGGGGGCAGGGGUAAUAGUUUCCCACUUCUGUGAUACUCCAAAGAUUUAUCGCAGACCGAAAAACCACCAGGUACUGCUCUAUGACCUGAUUAUGAGCUUUAAGGCCAAAUACCUACAGAGGCAUGGAGCACCCCUGCAGUGCACCACACAGUGAGCUGUUUAAGGUCUUAUGAGUUUGGACAGAGUGAGGAAUGUGAACCCUCACACGGUCCUCCACAAGCUGCAAAAGGGAAAGCUCAUUAAAGUUUAGACUUGAGAGGUAGCAUGGAUUUGAGGAGCACUGCUGAAUAAUAACAGGUAAACAUUACACAUUUUGACUACUUUCAAGGUCUCAUCUUUGUAUUGUUGUGAGUAGUUGAUUUAGCUGCUGUGUUUGGCAUUUGCAGAAAAGGUCUCAUCCUUUGUCACUCAGCCGUAAGAGGCAUCUGUCUGGUAUAUCUAAGUGACCAUACAUUAAUUAAAGUGGUGUCAAAGGAAGGCUGUAAAUUAAGAUACUACUAAAUGACUUUGAUUUCUUGAACUUUAGUAAUGCUUUGGAUUACCUGAAUAUGCUGACCGAGAGACUCACUUAUCCUUUUCCUCUUUUUUUUUUGCAUCAGGGUGCAAAGUUCAUCUUUUGAAAGCUGUCUUAACUUCAAAAACAUCCACGAGUGAUCAGCGUUUUGACCUCCAAAUUUGCGAAGGGUAGGGUGUUGACUAAUUAGCAGUGAUAUUGAAAAGAGUGCACAGAAGUUGCUCCCCACAUCAAAAGAUUUCAUCGUUUCACUCCGAGUGAAACUCUGAAAUGACUCAUCACUGAAAAUGAUAAGCGGGUGGAAGGAUUUUACUCAGUACGGGUUACAUAACCACAGUGUGUGUUUGUUUAUUUGUCCAAGUUCAGUUUUUGACUGUCGGCAAUAAAUGUGGAACUAAUGAUUAGUUUAAAAAUGUGCAGAGCAAAAAUUGCCUCUGAAACGCUCGCAAAAUACUCAGUUGCCUAAAUGCCUUUUUACAUGAAACCCGUACUGCAUGUCAAAUCAGGUUCAGGCAGUGGUUUCUCUUGCAACUUAUACUCUUCUGUUAUCCAAACGUGAGUUAAUCUAUUAGGCUUUGUGUCUAAGACAGCCAUGUGAGUUUGGUUGCUCUAUCAGUGCAGAGCUCGCCCUUCCCCUGUGGUCUUAAUGCUCUCAGAGCUGCUGUCCAGUUCUCAGAAGGGAUCAGAGCCAGUAUUCACAGGAAGACAGGUGUGUCUGGGUGCACGGGUUGUUCAAUUCUACGUAAAUGACUUGUACUUACACUUUGCAAAAGAUUCUUGUUAGAGCAGCUUUUGAUAAAACCUGGUAAAUAAUCUUUAAUUCCAUUUAGAUCUGUCUUUGCUCUUUCACGUCUUCCUGUGUUGUCCAGCAAGACAAGGUUGAGGGAAGAACUGGAAAAGCAGUUCCAGAGCUAGAAAAGGCGUUUAUAGCGGUUUUAUCAAGAUGACUUUGACCAGCGCUGAGGAUUGAGGAAAACGUUUUGUGGUCGCAUUGAUGAAAAUAUUUGUGCUUUUAGUUUUUGCCAUAAUUGAACAGCUUUUGACGUUACGUUUUUUGCUUCCCACGCAGGUAUUUCCACACACUCUACCUAAUUAUCAUUGCUUAAAUUAAACCAGGGAAUUGUAGUCCUUUAAGGAUGAUUUGGUGCUUUGAGUGAAAAGUGAGCUAGGAUGUGAAAUUGGUUAAGUUAAGAGGGUGGAAUAUUUGCUGCUUCGUAGAGAGGAAAUGUGUUGUUUCGUGCUUGGGCAGGUUUUGUAUUGAACAAAACCGCCCUAGUGCUUUCUCAUCACAGAAAAUGGGGUGUAAGGUUGUUUGAGGUCAUCAGGACGUCAGCUAGUGACACCCCAGGCUCAGACAAGACCACAAGAACAUCAUGAGAGAGAAGAUUGGAGCGUUUUUGGUGCUUUUGUUUUCAUCUUGAACAUGCAUAAACAUCAUGAUACUACUGGAGCUUCCAAACUGCACAGCUCUAAGUCUACAUUGUAAGGCUGAAAUUCAGUUUCCUGUGGUUAGAUUGCAAUACACGCUCCUGAGCUGUGGUUACACUAUGCUCUCCAACAGUCAAUGGGCGGUGUAAGUGCAAGAUAGAGCGCACUGUUGAAGAAAAAGAUGAUCCUCUGCUCAAUCAGUUUUCUGCAUCAAGACUGUGUAAGUUCCUCCUUUUGCAAGGUGCUUGAAAUCAUUGAAUUAAGUGAACCUUUUGUAGAUCUUUGUCAUGUUUUCUGUGUUAAAUGUGUUGUUGAUGUUCUCCUUGGUUAGGCUGUAUAGUGGGGUUUCAAAUGAGAAAGCAAAGUACCUCUGUAGUAUGAUCUUGUUGUAAGGUGUUGCACUUGUGGCCUGGCAAUAUUUCGAGUGCUUACUUAAAUCCCACAAACAUUCAUUUGUGUGGUUUUGACUACUACACACUGCUCUAAAACAUUUGUGGGUAAUGUGCUGCUUGAGUUUGAAAAUGUGGCAACAGAGCUGUAGUUUCAGUUCCGACUCUCUAGAUGCUGCAGCUUUGCAUCUUAUCUCAUCUUAACUCUUCAUGUUUCUUCUCUCGUAGGUCAUGCACUGUAAAUGGCUCCUCAAGCUAUACACAGACGUCCUCACAGCAGCUCCAUGUCUGACGUUCAGCUCCUCUCUACCUGCUCUGCAAUUUGAAGACAGCGGCGCUCUGCAGGGCGGCAGAUUUCAGAGAAAGUGAAUCUGGCAGCUGCCUAAGUCUUACAUAGUAACACCAGAGGAAUUCAUCGUCAGAUGUUCAGCAUCAAAGACACUUGAGCUCUGGAUUUUGCAGUCUGAUGAUAUUUGAGCAUAUGGAAAAAAACUUGGAGCAGAUUGUAUGUCUUUGCAACUGUGUUUCCUGCCCUGGACAGCAUGGAUGCUCUUUUUGAAUCAGGCUGACCGUCUGUCACCUCUUCCCCUCCUUCCUGGAUCUUCAUUAGAAGGAGGGUGGGGGAUUGGUGUGGCAUCCCCUGCCCUUCCUUACAUAGUGGGCUCGUUCACCCAGGCACCUUUGCAGUGAGUCUUUUCCAGUUGCCUUGUGUUUCAUGAAAUCCUGCAAGACCCUCAAGGAAGAGGUUUCCAUCCCCACCCUUGACGGGAUGUCACAGGAGGACGGACGAAGGGUGUCGGUGUCGCAGUCCUACUUUCACCCUCCAAACCCGGAUCUGGACCUGACAGGCAAGCUUUAUAAGAGGGAGGUAGGGGGUAAGCCUUAUUCUGUGUUAGUGGACAAUAAAAUGGCAGCCAAGACAUCCGUUGGAGACCAGAACAUUGGUCAGCUGCCCUCUCAACAUGUGACCCCUCAGCAGUAUUUUAGCAGAGAAGGGGGAGCAGGGCAGGAAGUAGGGACGCAGGGGUCCCAGGCAGGAAAUGACGGCACCUCUGAGGAAACAGAAGACGAUGAAGAUGAUGAGGAAGAGGAGGGUGAGGAGGAGAGCAAAGAUGGGGAGGAGGAGGGCUUCAAACGUGAGCAGAUCAUCGUGGAGGUCAACCUGAACAACCAGACGCUUCAUGUGUCCAAAGGGGAUAACAAAAGUGGAACAGCAGCAGAUGACUCUGACAGAGAUGCGAGCGAUGAUGAUGAGGAAGAAGAGGAAGAGGAGGAGGAAGAGGAGGAGGAGAGCCUUGAUGAAGAGGACGAAGAAGAAGAUGAGGAAGAUGAGAUCGACAGUCGAAGAACGAGGUCAAAGAGGGUCUGCAGGGGCACGAGCAGCGCAGCAGCGCCCAGCCAGCCACGAAGGAAAAGCCUCAGAACAUCUCUGAGCGCGGCCUCAUCAGGAAUGACCACCAGGGGGCGGAGGAAGCGCCUGGAGCCUCCAAAGAGCAAGCGCAGGUCAGCGAGGUCAGCCCCAUCGUCUGCUGGCGCCACAACAACUGGAGGAAGAGCAGAGGUGGAGGAGAAGGAGCUGCUGGCAUGUGAAAAGUGCCCCCGAGUGUUCAACACACGCUGGUACCUGGAGAAGCACAUGAAUGUCACACACAGGCGAAUGCAGAUCUGCGACAAGUGUGGCAAAAAGUUUGUCCUGGAGAGUGAGCUGGCCUUGCAUCAGCAGACUGACUGUGAGAAGAACAUCCAGGUAAAGUCAAACUAACCCUGAUGCUUCGCUUACAAAAUAAUCUGUCGUUACUGAAGUGAGUAAGGUUCUUGAAGAUUAUAAUCCAAUGUUGAAUGUUCAACUUUGUUCAUAAAACAAGUCAUCAAAAGGCUGCAGUGAAAGUAACAAGUUAGGAGUAAUUUCAAUCAAAUACUGCCUGAUAAUAUCAUCAUGUUCACGCGCUCCAGAUUUAGGUUAUUAAUAUUUAAGAAGGAAAGCCUGAAGCACAGUAAAGGUAAAAGCAGGUUAAAAAGUGACUCAUAUUGUUAUUACCUGCUCGAUAUACAGAAAAUGUUAAAAAUAAACUAUUCUUGAUGUUUUGAGUGGGUUUAAUUUGGUGUUACUUCUCUAAAACUGAGAGUCAUGAUGCGACACAUUAAAACCCGAGGGUGAUGUGGUUAUUUUGAAUAUCUUAACUGAGCCCCAUGUUUCCGUUUUCCACUUUGCUUUGUUGGUUUGUUAGAGAAUAUUUCACCUCCCUCCACAGAUGGUCACACCAGAUGAAACUGUCUCCGGUCGGGGACUUCCUCAAUAUUUUAUGUACAUCAGUGGAGCAGAAAAUUUUCAUUUUAUUAAUGCAACACGCUUUCUUUUAGAAGAUGACAUAUUUCUGUAUCACUGACUCAUCAGGGUUUUUAAACCAUACUUACAUACUUGCUCUAAAAACUAUUACUGACUAAUCCGUCUGUUAAAGAAAUAUAAAACUAUCGGCACUCACAGUUUAUGCAAAUUGAAUUCUGUUAUAUGUUGUUUUUAACUUUCAGUAUAACAAGGGACUUUAUCGUACUUUCUUUGCACACUUUAAAGACCAAGAUCAACCAAGUGAUCCAAAUGUAUUACAUAAAAAAACUGCAAGCAUCAACUAAACAAUCUUUUGCUCACAAGUAGCAGGUGUGUUUUUCUUUGGAUGUGGUAAUUCCUCAUCACUAUCAAAGGAAGGAAACAAAAGCGACGCUUGUCAAAGUGAGGCUUUAAGACAUGCUGGUGAUGACACAUUGAUCAUCCGUCUUAAAAGAGGGGAUUUACAAAAAACUGAAUUUCUGUUUGAUUGAAGUUCAGCUAAAGCUACAAACAAUCCAAAGAAGGUUCAGGGUUAAAAACAGCUCCUGUCCCAGUGUUUUAUCAUUUAUUGAAGAGGAAAAUAAAAACAGUGAAGCUGACAUGAUAGCUCGGCCAGUGCUUACUUCAGAAGACACUAGAAACAAAGUAAUGGACUCUGAUUGGAUGAGCCAAUAUUUAGGCUUUCUGGCAGUCACCUGAGAUUCUUUGGUUUUGGUCUUGUUGAUGGGCUUGCGUCACUGUUGCACACCCUGCAGUCUGUAAGAGAACUUAACCCUCAAACCGGAUUUAUUUUGCCACCGGAGAACAACCCCAAACACAGGGGCAAAGCUCAACAACAAUGGCUUAAAAACAAACAAACAAAACAAGGUUACACUUGGUUAUGGUCCAGUCACUCUAAAACAUUCAGGGAUUUGUAAACUUUUGCAAAGUUUUGAGAUUUAGUUUAUCAGAAUAAAGAUGAUUGGUCAAGAAACGUUCCUCUUAAAGUAUUCAGAACUUCACUUUACUCAAGAAUCACCUCAUGAACAUUGCUGAUAAAAGCAUCCACACAUUUCCUUUUCUUUUGUCUUUGAAUGGCAGCUAUUAUGUUUUGCUGUUAUAGGUUCAGGUUAUCAGAUUUGUUGAGCGAAUUCAGAAAACCAGCAUCAUUAUGAUUUCCCCCCAGCAGAGGGAGCUGUAGUACAGUUAAAGAAAUGUGUCUCAUCCUCCCAUGGCCUCCAGGUUUGGAUGUGCUUUACAUUAUUCAGCAACAAUAAGCCUUUUCUUGUUUUUUUUUCCCCUCUGUAAAUGUGUCUUUCAGUGUGUUUCCUGCAACAAGUCCUUUAAGAAGCUGUGGUCACUGCAUGAGCAUAUUAAGAUUGUGCACGGCUAUGCAGAAAAGAAGUUCUCAUGUGAAAUCUGUGAGAAGAAGUUCUACACUAUGGCUCACGUCCGUAAGCACAUGGUCGGUAAGUGAGGCCCUUUUUUCAAAUAUUUGAGCUUCCCUCUGUCACCAGAAAAUCUCUCACUGGAGGCAGUAACAGCAACACGUUGAUGUGUUACCAAAUAUACAGAUAGAUUUCAUAUGAAAGUGUUGGUGGGUGGCUCAUUAUAUCCCCCUCUCUUUUUGUCCACCUCUCUGUCUUAACCCAGCUCACACAAAGGACAUGCCGUUUACCUGUGAGACAUGCGGCAAGUCAUUUAAACGCAGCAUGUCUCUAAAAGUUCACUCACUCCAGCAUUCUGGGGAGAAGCCCUUCCGUUGUGAGGUAAGUUUCGUGACAAGGUGGCUCUUCUCAGACAUAAUAACUUGAGGCGAUGCAGGGUGGAGACAUACACAUCUAAAAAUAGUGUCAUCAUAGCUCUCAAAGUUGGAUUGGAUCUGCGGAAACCAAGGCCUUUUUUUUUUACCUGCAACUUCAACACAGGAUUAGCUCUCCUGGAGCUCAAGAUAAAACACCUCAGGGCAACAUUUUACAGCUGCUUCUGAGAAAUUUGUUACUCUGAAUGCCAUUUAUUCAUCAACAAUUUUACCAAAUUACACUGACACGAUUGAAUUCAUACUCUGGUGGACAUUAUAUAAAGUGAAAAACAUCCCUGACAGUGACUGUAACAGUCCGAUAAAGUCUUGUCUCUAUUGUAAUGCAGAUUUUAGUGCCUCUCACCUGCAACUAUCUUUACAAUCGACAUUAAGAGAUUAAUAGAGUCUGUUUUUUUCUGCCUCCAUCUAUUUUAUCUCAGCGGAACACGUGCCUCUCUAUGUUGCUAUCAAAAUCAGUCAGUCACACAACAUUAAGGACACAAGACUGCCUCUCUUCACAGCAACAGUAAAAUAGACAUGUAACAUUUUCUAAGCAGCUGAAUAUCCAGUGUCUUUUCUCUGAAGUCAUGUUUUCUAUUUUUUUUACUGUCUUUUCCAAACGAGUUUAAAGAAACAAGUCAGAGUGUAGAAACUACAUGACUGAAAUACAAAAGUCUUUGUUAUGCUUAAUGUUAAUGUGGAGAGAAGAAUCGUUUCAGUGUUGGCAGAUUUGCUCUUGCGCACCUCAAAAACAGCCUCCAGGUAGUUGGGACUAAUUUCUUUGCCCCAGAGUCGUCUCUCAGAGUGGGAGCCUCCUCCUGUGGUGUGAAAACUCUUCGGAAAGUUACGACACACGCACUGUACAGACAAGCUUGAGCCAGACCAUGUCAAAUAUUAGCAAACCAUGCAUUAUAUAAAUGAAGAACUAAAUGCUCAGUGUGUAACAUCGAUUAUGGAAGAACUGUGUAAGGCUGUGUGUGAAGAUGUUAGAGUUUAUUUCCACUAAAGUCUGACUAAAUCAAAGAAAGCUAGCAUCUUCUUUCAUCGAAGACCUUUUAAUGUUGAGCUACAUAAAUAGAGGACACUGGGAGCAUGUAUGUACGGGUGGAGCAGCUUUAAUUAAAUACUGAGAGUCUCUGAACACUAUAACAUGUGAUUACAUGCUUUUUAAGAGCAUAUGCUAUGUAAAAUCCAUUCUCCCCGCCCUGGAGUCUCAUACGGGCAUUGGUUUGGGAGGGGAAUUAACCACAGCAUUUAAAUUAGCCAGGUGGAGCUGUUGAGAAAGUAUAAAUAUCGAACUGUAGAAACAGACCUGAAACCACUGGAAAACAAACAUAAGGUGGGGCUACAUGCACAUGAAUAACUGUAAUACUGUUGCAGAAUAUUUUGUUCAUACUGACUUCUUUAUCAGGUGAAAGUAUUAUGGAGGAACCUAGUUUGACUUGUGGAGAAACCAGAUUUAGUGAUGUAGAUAAUUAUUUAGGGUUGGGAUCCUCAUGAUGACAGUAAUUCAAUCCAACGCUUGUGUCUAACUAAAGCUCUGAUCUAUUUCAAAGAGAAGCAAAAAAAAAUAAGACCAUGACUUUCUCGCCCAACCGGUCCAAGUGACCUGGUUUACUCUGUGCAUAUAGAAUACAAAGUGGACCAUGAUGAGAAGCUAGAUGACAACUGUAUUAGAGAUCCAGGCACCUGAAUAUAAGGACUUGUUUACACUUGAAGGACACAGGCGUGGGGAUGAUAUUAUUAGUCCAUCUGAGGAAACAAAAAAGUUUGUAAACACGGAAAGAGGAGGGACUGAUAUGUAUUGACGCAUGUUAUCUGUUGUCUCUGCUGCAGAACUGUGACGAGCGCUUCCAAUACAAGUACCAGCUGCGCUCCCACAUGAGCAUUCACAUCGGGCACAAGCAAUUCAUGUGCCAGUGGUGUGGCAAAGACUUCAACAUGAAACAGUAUUUCGAUGAGCACAUGAAAACACACACAGGUGAGAGUUUGUGUCCUCAGCGCACCCAUCAACCUUCAGGCAGACCGACAUUUGCAGACUUGUUGUUAAGGCCUUGUUUGACCACAGGGAACCAAACCAGUCUUUUGUCUUCUCAGGAUCCUGCGAAGUAGGGAUGAAUAAAGUAGGGAUGAGUAACUCAAAUUCUAAAAACAGUUUUCAGACUAUUGUUCUUGUUCAAUAGACCAUUUUGGCCCUGAGAUUAUAGCGUACAGUUAAAGAUCAGGGUGUGGGAUCAGAAUUUAAAUCCAGUACCUAUGUACUGUGUACUGCUGUUAAUACUUAGUGGGGAGUGCUUGAAUGCUGAACCUCUUGUCAUUUUAUAGGUUUGAAGUUAUGCAGCCAACUUUCCUUUGUUAAAGAGUGAAGUCACAGAAGGUGAAAGUGUGAGAAAAUGAUUCACAAAGUGUUGGAGUUAAAUAUUGGCUUUAAAAAAAAGAACAUCCCUAGACUGACCCUGCAGAGCUUUACUACAUCUCGCCUUUUUCACUUUUAUCUGCUGUUUCUACACAUUUCCUUUCCAUGAUCUACAUUCAGGUAUCACCUGGUUGUGCAGUAGUUAGUAACAAAGACGGAGAUUUGUGUACUUUGCUUGAUUUUCACACUUCAUCUGUUACAUGUGAGAAAGGAUUUUAAAAAGUUUAUGUAUUUUUGGUUCAAAAUAUUUUACUUAAACGUUCUUGUUUUCAUUCCAGCUGUUACAAACCUCCAUACAGAUCCCUUGAAAUUCUUGAAAGUUCACUUUGUCCAACAGCAUUCUCCCUGAGCCCAAAGAGCCAGCCAGCCAGCCGGUCACCACACACCACCUAAAAAAAGACGGAAAUGGGAUGUUUCAGGCUGAACAUUAUAGUGGAAAAGAGCAGGAGGCCUUCGCCCUGAUUUUGUAAUGACAGGGGAGUUUCGACAUCAGAGAGAGCUUUGCAUACAUUGUGGUUUAUAAUAGCUACCCAAACACAUGCUGUAUUACAUCCUUCUGAUUUUCUGUCCCCGCUGCAUUGCUAUUUCUAAGCCCAAACUGAGCCAUGCAGGCUGCACGUCCUUCACUGUGAUCCUCUAGCCCUGCCUGCCGUGGGUGGACACAUUGCUCUGCAUCGGCCCUCAUGGUUCUAUUUGUAAGGUGUAAUUAUGCUACCCUUUCCUCUGCCUGCCACUAGCAACCAGUUUAGCCUCUUGCGCGACACACCCAGUAGUGCCCUGUACUAGAAACACAUUAAACACCAAAUCCAAAAGUUUGCUUCAGUGCUCAAAGAUCUUUGAUGAUUUCUAGUUAGUUUGGUGCAACAGUGAGAGAAGACAAGCGCGUCAAGUGUCACCUUUUGAUAUUUAGUAGAUUUGGAGCAGCUUCACAUGUAACACACCAGAAUGAGGCAUUUACAGAGCCCUUCAGCAGCCUGUUAAUAGACGACUGUGUGGGUGGUAGCAGGCACAUUCAGCGGCUCCAUGGAGGGAGGUUAAUGAGAGCGGCAUUCCAACGGAGCUGCUGUUGUUCACUUUCACAUCUCCUCUCCUCAAAGUGUGAAUUGUAAUAGCUUCCUGUGGAGUGGGUGGGUUGACAGCAGACACUCUCAAUACAAAAUGGCAACUUAUUUGCAUUUUUAAAAGAGAACAACUGCUCUCCGCGGAGAGAAAUGGUUAGAGGAAAAAGUUAACUUUGUCAUUGUGAUUGUAAGAAUUUCAUCAUUUUUAAUCAAAUUGAGAAGAGAAGAAAAGAGCGAGGUAUCAUUACAUUUCCAUGUGAGGCCGUUUCCUCUAUGAUGAUCAAAAGUGUCUCCGUCUUCCUCACUUAUUAGUCUCAUUUGUUGUCUCUGUUCAGGAGAGAAGCCUUUCAUCUGUGAGAUUUGUGGGAAGAGCUUCACCAGCCGGCCCAACAUGAAGCGCCACCGCCGCACACACACAGGAGAGAAGCCGUAUCCCUGUGAGGUGUGCGGCCAGCGCUUCCGCUUCUCCAACAUGCUGAAAGCACACAAAGAGAAGUGUUUCCGGGUCACCAGCCCAGUCGUUCUGCAAACCAGCGGCCCCCCUGUGCCUGUCCGCAUCUUUGCCAACACUUUCUCUUCCUCUUCCUCAGCCUCUGGCCCCGGCCCCUCAGCUGCCACCACAGCCACCACCUCAGCACCUCUGGGCCUCAGCCCCACGGGAGCACCCAUACCCCCACGAGGCCCUGUGGGACACACAUUCUCCCAUGUACAGCUCCACUCAACGCCCUCCCACCACCACCCCCAUCCCCAGACAACCCAGCAACACCUCUCAAACACACCCCAGCACGCCCCUGCUCACCCCCAUCACCACCUAGCCGUGCCCCCCGUCUCCCACCUGCCCCCACCCCCGGCACUUUUUAAGAGUGAGCCCUUAAACCACUGUGGGCAUGAGGACAGCAGCUACCUGCAUCACAUGGCCCCACCUGACAAGGGCCCAGGGGCCCCACAGCACCACUGAACAGUGCCCCGGUUCUGCAGGCCCACAUCAGACCACGCCUUGAUCCUUCUUUUCUCCUAGUCCUGCCUCAGUCUCUUGGAUGGUUGGGUGCUCUUAAAGCGGAUUCCAUUGAGUCAAACUAAACACGCACACCCGUGUGUGUGUGUGUGUGUGUGUGGGCGUGUGAUUCAGACUGAUACUCUCUCAGUGAACACAUUAUUUAAGCAACAUCCCACUCAGAUACCCUGCCCAACUGACAAAGAUGAUUUUACAACCUCUAGAUUCUCUUAGGUGUACAUUUUCUUAGAAAACCAACACAAGACGACCUCUGGGGGAGCUCUGGAUUGUACAUUAGUGGGUGUAAAGUAUCUCAUUUUCAUUGAAAGCUGCUGAUGAUGGGAGUUGACAUAUGUAUUACCUGGGCUUCAGGGGUCAUGAGAGAUCCUUGUCAUUGAACUUUCCUCGUCACGUCAAGUCGACACAUGGUUGAACACUGGUCUGGACUCUUGCCUUGUGUGCGGGUCCUCCCCAUAGCAAUACUCAACCUGUCCUCCGAGUCGUACAGCAGAGCCUUGGCCUCCACACAAAUAUUAAAUGAAUGUUGGAACUGGUUCAGCCUGAACCUUCCUCGGUCCUGAGGGCAAGGCAGCGCGGCUUUCUGUCAGAAGGUCAACAACAGCAGGUUCUGUGAGAGGGAUAGGGAGGGGAGGGAAGGGGGUCAUUUUUGUAAAGGAAAAGAUUUAACAGAUGUUGGUUGAAUCUAGAUCAUAUAGAUUCAUCUCAUGGUUAUCAACGGUGCUUUCCAUUCCAGUACAAACAAAUCUUUCUUAAUUUUCCUCUUAUCAUUUUGAGUUUCAGAUGUGUUAUUGUGCAAAACAAGUAUGUUAUGUGUCAUUCAGAACACGUCUUGCCAGCCUGGCUUUUCUACAAUGGCUAUGAGAUUUGAGCAGAUGUUUUAUGGUGAAGAUACGGAAGUUAUGCAGGACAUGCCAUGGACACACACACACAAACACACUCACACACAGUCACACUCGUUCAAGCACACGCAUGAAAGACCACAGGGUCACUGAUUCACUCGCCGUGAUCAGUGGAUCAACCUCAGCUCUCAGUACUGUUGGUCAACAGAUGCUUUUAGAUAACAGAUGACUGUCAAAUACUGCCACUGUGAGGGGCUAGACUCAUGGCCCCAUCAGGAUAUACCCCACUUCCCUUCGCUGCUGUCCAAACAAUACGGGUUACCAUGUUAAAGGUCAUUAGACACACACACACACACAUAUACCCAUCUGGGACCCUUUCCAUUACAGUUCUUACAAGGCAAAUAUGCAUACCGGUAUUCCUCUCAGCCUGUUGUCCACACUUUGGUUCAGGGGGAUUGUUGUGAUGUAAAGCUUUUUGGGUUUUUGUUUGUUUGUUUGUUUUUUUUAAUAUCAUACUGACACACGUCGAUCCACACAGGCAAACAAGUGUCUCAACCUGUCGAAUGUUGCCUACGCAGAAAUGAUGGCCGAUGAGUCAUUCACAAGUUUUAUUUUUUGUAAUAUUCUCUGAUAUUUUGCUCAGUUUUAAGCUAAUGAAUGGUUCUGCAGUGUAGAUAUACUGUUGUUAGCACACGAUAGGAAAUGUCAGGAUAAAAGGCAGUGAUACAGCUUCUAAUACUUUGAAUUCUUCUUGUAUAGAUAAGCAAAUAUGUGAUCAAAUCAGCGUGAGAUAUACAUUAUUAAUGUAAGAGCCGAUGGUGUGAAUGUUUUUGUUUGAGGAUGCAGAAAUGGUUGACAUGAAUUUGGUUUGCCUGUUUGUUAGCUGUUUACCCAUUCUGAGUAGCAUCAAGCUUUGUGUUGUGUGUGUGUGUGUGCGCGAGUGUGCGUUUGAGAGAGAGAAGGAGUGUGUGCAUGCAUUACUCUACCAGUCUGUCUGGUUGUUCCCAGUGCUCUUGUACCAAAAGCUGCUUUUACACAGUGUGCCCCAUUAUCUAGGUGUGUUAGUGGAUUUCAGAGAUGGACAACAGCAGUAAGUUUAACGUGAUCCUCUUCUUACCACUUAAACAGAGUCUCGUCUGAAGUGGUUCAGCUCAGUAGGUUAGGAUGCCCCCUUCUGUAUUCGAGACCUGCAAUUAUCCUGCCAUUUCCGUGGGUCUUGCCGCCGCCGCAUUAUCUGCUUCACCCUGUCCCCUCUGGUUGGCUGCUGUGCUCCAGCAUUUUGCAGUAUAGAUCUUUUGUCCUGUUUUUUUUUUUUUAUUUUGUUUGAAAGCCUUUUUCAUUUGUGUGUUUUCUCUGCACUUUACUGCUGCGUAGGAGAGGCGCAGGGAAAGGAGGGACUGACAAUGCAUUGUGGAACAGAGUGCAGUCACGGCUGCACAGGGAAAGGUGGAGGCGAUUACUUUGAGUGGAUGUUUUUAGGCAAGGAAAGGAGGAGAAUCCCGGUGGAGGCAGGUAGUGUGGAGGGCACUAAAGCGAAUGAAGAAACUGAAUUUCCUGUUUUUUAAAUAAAGGCAUAUUUGCUCUAUGAUAGACCUCUCCUAAAAGUUAAAGCAACAUUUAUUUGCUUUGGUGACUUCACACUAGUCCCUCCAAACUGUCUGAAAUACAUUCUUCUGUUGUCUUCAUUCAUAGAGUUCCUCUUUAUCAUGUCCUGUUUGGUCUCACAGAUCGCAGAGUGAUUCUCCUCCUCCUUUCUUUGUUAUAUAGAAUGCACUUUCUACUAAAAUUCUUGGCUAGUUAAGAAAAUAACAUUGUAUGUUCUUUAAAGAUGUUUUAAAAAAAAUCAAUAUACUUUUUUCCCCUUUGUAUUUUUAACCACUUAAUGUAGCAUUGCGUAUUUUAUUAUUGUAUCUGGUACAAAAAUGUGCAGCUUUAUAAUGUCCUGGUUUGUCUUUUUUUGUAUGUUAUCUGGAGAUUGGGGAGAAGUGAAAAAGUUGGGCCUUUUUUGAUAAUGUACAUUUAACUGACUGCUAACUUUGAAAGUAAAAACAAGUAGCCAUGAUUAUCACAGAUUUCUGUGCCUUAUUUUACAUCUGAAUGCUGUGAGUUUGUAAGAGAUUUCUAAGCAGGAGCAAAUGAUUAAAAUUGUCAUAUAUGAAAACUGUAGAGGACUCGCCCUGGAGAGCAGGCUGCUAGGUGUGGCGUCAGGUAUCUGUCAAACUAACAGGGAGCCUUUUUUUCUGUUUUGGGUUCAUGGAGUUCACCUGUAACCUGUAAACAAUGUGUGCUAGCCACACAUGAAAAACACAAAGUCAGCUGCUGAGCCGUCAAAGGUUUUAAAUGACGAAUGAAAUCUUAGUUCCUCCUUUUUUGACCACUUCCUUCUCUUUUGAUGUACAAAUAGGAAAAAAAUGAUAGCACGUGUUAGAUAAAUCUGGUCUGUUUUGCAGAAGAUCUAGAGGCAUUGCAGUAGGCUAAGAGGUACUUGUGGUCAAAGCCUUCUCUCUGUGUGUCCUCAGGCCGAGAUAAUUAGGUGAGGUCAUGUACAACAUCAGUGUUUUUAUGUUAAACAAACCGUACCGUGUUUACCAAUUUAACAUCGAAUUCAAGAGUAAACACAGAGUUUGAGUUCCCUCAAAAGUGUCUUCUUCCACCUUUAAUGUAAGCUUUAUUCAUCAUCUGACUGAGUUUUCCUCUAAGGAGACAUUGACACUUUGUUGCUUGAAGCCUCAAAUGCUGCAGACCCUGUAUCACCAUAGGUGUUUUUAAGUGGCUCACUAAAUGAGUCACAUUAUCCUGUAAGGUAUCCGAGCGAGGAGAGUGCGAGUGACUCACUGAUGGUGAGUGGGUGGUCAGGUAUAGCAAGGCUCACUUCACAAGCACAGGAGAUAAUAACAUACUGUCUGAACAUCUCCAUUCCCAUUUGAGGCUUGAAAAUAGUCUACCACCCCAGCUGUUAGUCAUUACGCCUGGUGGUGGUGGUGGUGUAGCAGAGGGAGGAGGCUGUGGCUGUCAGCAGGCAGAUAAGGAGAGGAGGGCUUCACGCGGGGGUUUUUCAGGGGGGCGUUCACUGCUGCGGAAGUUGUUGAUCACUUCAUUAAUCGCUGUGUGUUUGUGAAGUUUGAUCUUAAACAUCCUGUGGAGAAACAAGCAGCCAGUGUCUCUCACUGUGAAGUUUGUGUACCACUUCAGUUAAAGUUACAGUGUGUAGCAUUUGACAGCUUUAAACUGCACAGACUUUACAAAGUAGGAUAAGAUAUCCCUUUAUCAGUCCCACAGAGGGAAAUUCCAAAUUACAGCAGCAG